AUGGCUAAGAACCUCAGUAUUAGAAAAGGAAACACACUUGGCACUUGCCACUUGGUGGAAGAAAUUCUUGGUGAAGGCAGCUUUGGUGUUGUGGCAAAAUGCCGCAAUACAGAGACCCAGAAGUCAGUUGCCGUCAAAGUCAACAAGGGCCAGGAAGGCGUUCUGCAACAGGCCAUCAGUGAAAUUGCCGUCCUGAAGCGGAUGCGGUGUCUGGAUCGUGACAUCUGCAACGUCGUCCAAUGGGACGGAUUUUUCUUUGACAAAGAAAAUAUCUGCAUCACCUUUGAGCUACUUGAUAUGAGCCUCCGCGAUUACAUGAAGGAGCAGGACAGGGGCUUUACCGUUGGAGAGCUGAAGCCGAUAUUAUAUCAGCUGGCCACAGCUCUCGCCAGCCUGCACUCCAUUGGUAUCACACACAUGGACUUAAAACCUGAUAACAUCAUGGUUGACCGCAGUCAUCAACAAUUGAAAGUCAAACUUAUUGACUUUGGCCUGGCACGUCCAGUGUCAGCACUACACCAAGGUGACUGUAUAGGGACACUCUUUUACUGUGCUCCAGAAAUGUUACUGGGAGUACCCUUCGAUGAGUCCAUUGAUAUUUGGGCUCUGGGUCAAGUGAUGGCAGAGCUGGCCAUGGGGUGCUGGCUGUACCCGGGCGAUACGCAUUACGAUAUGCUCAGAUAUAUCGUAGAAACCCAAGGCCAGCCACCGGAUGACCUCCUGGACAAUGGGUGGUACACUAGUGAUUAUUUCUAUCCCCAAGACAACAGCGGCUCACGCUGGACAUUCAAGACUCCAGAGGAUGUUUAUCAUGAACAUGGAUUCUGUGCGUCCGAGACCAGGAGUGUCACACUCAAAUCUCUGGAUGAAAUAGAGCAAAACAUGAAGCAGGACGCUGACCACCACAGGGAUCAGAAGAUGUUCAUUAGCUUGAUCAAAAGCAUGCUGACCCUUGAUGUGUCCAACCGGAUCAAUGCUCAACAGGUUCUGGACCAUGAAUUUUUUGCUGCCAGCAUCCCUCAGAGCCCAUCAAGAGAUGCUGGGACUCAAUUAACACACAUAGACAACCAACAACAUGGAAGUUUCAACGUCCAACAUUCAGUUCCCUCCCGGGCUGCUGUUUCGUUGGAGGAACAUGUCAACUUGAACUUCCAACAUCCAGUUCUCACAUCGUGGCAGGAAUCUGAAGACUUCAGUGUCCAAUUACCAACUACACCCAUGGCUGUUACAUCACCCAAAAACUGUGUGGAUACCGGCCUACCUAAAAUCUCUGGCAUCGAAAUGAUACCCACAGGAGAUGCUGACGUCAAAAUAACCCACACAGAUGAAGUCCUUCAUCCAACUCUCUCCUCGACUGCGACAUCAUUGGAGCAGAGCUCAGAGGCCGACACUAGAACUGAGGUCAAGACAAAGAAGAAGAGCUUGUGGAAACGCAUCAAGAGAAGAAUUACAAAGGCUUUCCACAAAUACAUCUUGUGUGGAUCAGUAAGCCCUUCUCCAACUUCUCCACCCUGA
Molecule: messenger RNA, 1515 nt
Organism: Amphiprion ocellaris (clown anemonefish)
Lineage: Eukaryota; Metazoa; Chordata; Actinopteri; Pomacentridae
Product: homeodomain-interacting protein kinase 1-like
Exons: 1
Coding region: 1-1515 (504 amino acids)
Biological process (GO): peptidyl-serine phosphorylation; positive regulation of transcription by RNA polymerase II; peptidyl-threonine phosphorylation
Cellular component (GO): nucleus; PML body; cytoplasm
Molecular function (GO): ATP binding; transcription corepressor activity; protein serine/threonine kinase activity
Source: RefSeq, a predicted model, not a curated record